AUAAUGAUGAUGGAAGUAGCCAGUAGCGACAGUUACAGUGCCAGGCCAGCUGUUCUGCCGGCGGCAAAUCCGAAAAAAUCACAGCAAAACCUGCAUAGAAAGUAGACUGCUUGUGGGAGCUUCUCUGCUUCAAAAGACCUUCGCAAAUCACGUGACCUCGGUUCAUCAAAUGAAAAUGCUAUCACCCUUGCUCGAUCCCUGAAGCUACCAUGCAUAUACAUGGCAACAUCGAGCAAAGGGCGCCUCUUGGACCCAAGAACACCCUGUGCCAAUUGGUUAGUGUGCAAAUAGCUUCAGUGUUCAGACAUCCCUAGGGUACUUUUUUUUAACUUUGUCACAUGACAUCCUCGACAUCCUCAGGUGAUGAGCCAAAGUCUUGAAGAACCUCAGCGUUAGCCGGUUAGCAUCAAACUGCGGGGCCUGGCACUUAGAAUCAAGACACUUGUAGGCUUGUACCGGCUGAACUAAACAACAAGCACAACGCGCUUGAGGUGAAGAGUAGUCCGCACGUGACAAUGAGGGACAACGGUCGGUGUGUGAUGCUGGUUACGCUUUGCUUGCUAGCCAUCGCAGCGGCCGGUAAGCACGACAAGCCUGGCUACGAUAACAACCCGGUAAAUUGCACUGACGGGUUUCGUCCAGACGACAGAGGCGGCUGUGUUGAUAAUGAUGAGUGCCGCAAUUCAUUAAAAUGUGGUCUUGGGGCAAAUUGCAUCAACAGCCCCGGGUCCUACGAGUGCGUCUGCAACAACGGCUUUGAGCGGAAGAAUAACAGAUGUGUUGAUAUCGAUGAGUGUUACAGAAGGACAGACUUGUGUUCAUACUAUGAAAACUGUUUUAACACCAUUGGAGGAUACAGCUGUCUAUGCAAAAUUGGUUAUAUCAGAACAAAGUAUGAAGGCUGCCUGAUCAUUGGACACUUCCUACACAAUCUGCUUUCAUCCUAUGGAGCCCGUCCUUACGUCAGCAAGAAGCCGUACAGUGCAGCGUCAUACAAUCCAUCGUCAUACAAACCAUCGUCAUACAAUCCACCGUCAUACAAUCCAUCGUCAUACAAGCCACCGUCAUACAAUGCAUCGUCAUACAAGCCACCGACACCACCGAGAACGGCGACACCGACGACACCACCGAGAACGGCGACACCGACGACACCACCGACACCGCCGACCUAUCACACAAAGACGAAUACUCACAGAAGCUAGUCACAAGACGUGGCGUGUAGCCGCCUGGCUGACCAGCAUGUCAAGAUUUUCGCUUCUUUCCUUUGCUGAUUUUAUAAUUUUUUUAAAAAAAAAAAAAGCACGCCUAUAGUUCGCUUAAGCGCUUUACUGUUGCUUUUCUUUGCUCCUGAUAAUCAGUGUAAAGAGAUAGAAGCCAGGAAUGCUUUGGGGUGUUCAAUUAAUGAUACACUUGAAAGUGUGGGACUAAAUUAGCGCCACCUAAUUUGUCGUGUUUAGACGACACAUUACUGAUUUAUUUGGCUCAUAAUGUGUUUAAAUGAUUAAAAAGCAUUGACUGAUCACGCUCUUUUCCUGUACAUUAUGUCUGUAAUUAUUUCUAAUUAUAUUUGUGUGUGUGAUACAACGCUCAGUCCUUCCAAGCACCACAUAGCACUGAGAUACAAUUAAAACAACUUUGUAACACACCCGCCACAGCAAGCUCUGCGACAGCAGCUGUCUGCCUAGUGUGUGUGUUCAUGCUGUUCUCCUGUGUGUUUUAUCCAAUGUUCAAAAUAUGUUCAUAAUUAUGGUUUAUCCUCAUAAUGUUAUCCUUUUCCUUAUUAUCCUUUUCCUAAUCAUGUCCUUGUUUUUGCCCAUGCUUCUGCUUGUUUUGUAGAAUGCUUGUUCUUAUUCUCUUACUAGUUCGAAUUCAUUAUCCUUUCAGCUUACCAGAUUGUCCUUGAUGUGCUUCUAAAUAAACUGUCAGUCUAAAACUAA
Pomacea canaliculata is the source of this 1937-nucleotide messenger RNA. RefSeq names its product protein kinase C-binding protein NELL2-like. NCBI's taxonomy places the organism in Eukaryota, Metazoa, Mollusca, Gastropoda, Architaenioglossa, Ampullariidae. The transcript is spliced from 9 exons. The record is from RefSeq and is a predicted model, not a curated record. Gene Ontology annotation, molecular function: calcium ion binding. Bases 516 to 1202 code for a protein of 228 amino acids.